Oppia nitens is the source of this 3765-nucleotide messenger RNA. RefSeq names its product golgin subfamily A member 3-like. The record is from RefSeq and is a predicted model, not a curated record. NCBI's taxonomy places the organism in Eukaryota, Metazoa, Arthropoda, Arachnida, Sarcoptiformes, Oppiidae. The transcript has 2 exons. Bases 186 to 3743 code for a protein of 1185 amino acids.
UUGAUUGACAAUUAUUUGAUAUAACGUAAUAGUCGUUUGAAUUAAGUAUUGAAUUCAUUGAUUCACUCAUUGAUGACAAUCAUUGAUGACAUGAAAUAUCUGAGACAUAUGUUUGGCACUAAUAUUAUCUUUUAAUACGAUUUAACGUUAGAUUUGAUGACUAAAUCCAAACAGUAUUACUAUUAAUGGAUAACAAGUUUAAUACAACACAUGAGGACAAUGACAUCCAACUGCAAACAUCACCAUUAAUGUCGAUGACAAUGACUACCGAUACGUUAUCGUUGAAGACAACCGAUUUGGUGACCACUUAUCCGGAUAAUUAUUAUAUGGUCAAUGAGUACCGCAAGUCUAUUGGUGCCACAACUAAUGGACAUCUUCACGAAUUUGUUCCCUAUCCACCAGACAUCAUAUCGACAUCAGUUGAACGAAAAACAGUUAGUGAUUGGGGUUAUCAAUCAAAGACACCAUUUAUUAGUCAGCAAAAUAUAAAAUCUAAAAGAUCUCAAACUAAAGCAAAUGUCCAGAAAUUAUGGCGAAUGUCGAGUCAAGAAAGUGUUGUCACUAAUGACUGUCCGCAAGAAUAUAAUAGUUUUGACAGACAGUCAGUUAUAUCUCUUCGAUCUUUUUGUUCCGGCAUUGAAUCCAAUCAAUCAAAUGAAGUAUUUCGACAAACCUAUGAUUCAUAUGAUGUGUCGACUGAAACCGAUAAAGUGGUUAUGAUUAGUGAGUUCAGUCAAGUGGCCAUCAAUGAUGAUACUAAUGGUCCACUUUUUGAGUUAAAACGUGAAAAUUCCAAAAUGAAAGGACAGAUCGAGCAAUUGGAUCACAUUAUGGAAGAAAUGGCUAAAGAAAGGUCAGAAUUAAUGUUGAAAUUGCAUUCAUUGAAUAAAGAGAUCAAAUUGAAGAGCGAAAAAAUAGAUGAAUUAAAUACACAAAGAGAGACACUUGUUGUUGAAUGUGAAGAACUCAAGUCUGGAAUCAAUAAAUGGGAAUCAAUUGUAAGUGAAUAUCAAGAAGUAGUCGACGCCAAGACAUUAGAGAUUAAAAAUUUGAGCGAUGAUAUUGUCCGACUCAGCGAAGACAAUACUAAUGUUAAAAUUAGUUGCGAACACUUGAAGAUUGAUUUGGAGUCCAAAGAAAACAUCAUAAAACAGUUAAACAAAAAAGUGAUUCAAAUGAAUACAGAUAUUGAGUCAUUAGUUCAGUCAAAAGUGAUUCUCGAAGAAGAGAUCAAACGAAAGAAUGCAGAAAUGGAGGCAAUUGUGACACAAAAUGAAUGGUUUAAAUUAGAAAUGAAUAAAUUACAGACACGUCUUAAUGAAACCCAUCAAAAGCUGGUUUCUGAACAACAAAUAUCAAUAAAUGCAAGAAAUGAAUGGCAAAAAGCACAGACUUUUAAUGUCUUAUUAAAACAACAAUUGACUGAAACCAGACAUAAAGCACUUGAAGAAAAAGAUCAAUUGAUGAAACACUUAGAGGGUAUUAAUUCAGAUCUGAUUAAAAAUGAAACGGAAAAACAAUUGUUUUCACCAAAUCAUCGUAAACUUGUUAACGAUAAAAGUAAUAACGAAUUAUCUAUUGAAAUAAAUCAGAAAUUAAUUGAUAAUAAAUUACAAAUCGAUAAUUUGAUGAAUGAUUUAAAUAAUUUGUCUGAUAUUAACAAAAAACUAAUCAAUGAACAGGAAUUGAAUGUCAAUCAAUUGAAUUCAAUGAUAAAACAAUCGACAGAUAAAGACUAUGAGUUGCAAACUUCAAAGUCUUAUAGUAAUGAUUUGGAGCUUAAGAUUAGAGGUUUGAACAUUGAUUUGAAGAGACAGAAGGAAUUGAAUGAUUUAUUAAGAAAAGACAAGAAAGAAUCGGAAUCUAAAUUAAAUUCACUUUUAUUUGAUAACAAAGGAUUAGAAUCGGCGACAAAACAAUUAAAAGAAUUAAUUGAAAAACACGAAAGAAGUUUAAAACGACUUCAAAGCAAUCUUAUAGCAAAAGAAAGUAAAAUAGAUUUACUUGAAAAUGAAAAAAUGAAAUUUUUGGAGACUAUUCAAGUGAAAGAUCAGACAAUACAAGAACUCAGAGUUAGCUUAAAUGACAAUAAAUACAAUGAAAACGAAUUAAACAUAUUUGAACUGAAAUUUCAAAAUCAAGAGCUCGAAAAAGUUAUGAAUGCUAUGAAUACAGAAUUGAGAGCAAACCAAAUAAAAUUUGAUGAACAAAGAAAUCAUUUAUUAAAAGAUAACGAAAAGUUAAAAAUAAUGUUAACUCAAGAGAAACAUAGAUUUGAGACAUUAACCAAUACUUCAGUGGAAGACAAUAAUUCAUUGAAAGAAUUAAAUGAAAAACUAAAAGUUUCUGACUUUAAAAUAAAUGAAUUGUUGACAGAAUUGAAUUUAUUAAAAUCUAAUUGCAAUAACAUUACCGGUAAUAAUAGUUUUAAUGAUAGUUUAGAAGAUGAACAAAGAGUACAAAUGAGUGAUAAUAUAAUUAAAGCAAAAAAUGAAAAAAUUCGAUGUCUUGAGUCAAAUGUAAAAUUAUUGACCAAAAGAUAUCGCGAAGCGUGUGAUUCAAAGAAACAAUUGGAGUUAAAACUUAAUAAUUUAAAUCAAAAUUUAUUAAACAAUAAAAUACUAGUCUCGACACAAACUGAAGAAGAAUUUCUUGGAAUAAGUGAUAUAAAUAUUAUUCAAAAUGAAAAUGAAUUGUUAAAACAAGAAACUAUUAGAAUUAAUGAUGAGAUCAAACUUAAGGAAACUAUUAUUGAAGAAAAUCAACGAAUAAUUCUUGAUUUGGAUCAUCAAAUUGGAAAGUUGUCGAGUUCUGGGGAGAACUCUACCAAUCAACACAUCAAGUCUUUGGAAGUAUUGAUUACUUCAAAAUCUGAAGAAGUCAUUCGGUUGACAGAAACUUUGAAUGAAAAGACAAAAGAGUUCAAAGAGAUGGAAAUGAAGUUAAAUAAAAAAUUAAAUGAUUUGGAAACAAGUAUUAAAAAAGAAAGGGCUGUUACUAAAGACUUAAGACAUUCCAUAUUUAGUGAGAAACGAGAAAAUAAUUAUUUGAAAAAAGAUUUGAACGAAAUGAAGACAUCUUUAAAAGAGUCUAAUGCUGUGGCAGAUAAACGAAAACAAGAAGUGAUAGAUUGUGAAAAUGAAAUGAAAGUCAUGAAAGAAAUGGAGUCAUCACUGAAAAGUGAAAUUGAAAGGAUUGCUAACGAUUUAAAAUUAACAAAAGAUGAAAAUUUCAAAAUUAAAAAACUAAUUGAAAACAAUUCACAUAAAAAUGGGCCGCUUUUAGAUCAACUCAAGAACUUGAGUCUAAGUUUGAGCGAAAAAAAUCAGGAAAUCGAUGGACUGAAGGUUCAAUUGAAUUGUCUUAAAGAGAAAUAUGAGACAGAGAUUUGUUCAUUAAGACAACAAAUGGAAAAUUAUAAGAAACAGGUUUAUAGUUAUGAAUUGAAUGAAUUAAGAAAAAGUAAAUCCAUUUUUCAAUCGCGUUUGACUGAACUGUCGGUUGUCAUCAAAAAGAGUUGCGAACAAAAUCAGAAACUCAGACAACGUUUGGACGCAAAUCAUAUAUCUGUUUCUCAAGAAUCACUGGUUAAUGAAGAAAUGGUGAACAAUCUGUUGGAUCAAAAUCUUAAUGAGACUCCAAAUAAUGAGAACAAUUCUGUAGUCAAUCUUCAGUCAUGUGUUGACUCAUUAAAACAAGAGAUGGAAUCUUUGCAAAAACAGAUCUCUGAAAAUGACAUUUAAUUUUUCCAAAAGUAUAACAAUC